Branchiostoma belcheri (Belcher's lancelet) is the source of this 1437-nucleotide messenger RNA. RefSeq names its product acetylcholinesterase-like. Gene Ontology annotation, cellular component: plasma membrane. Gene Ontology annotation, molecular function: acetylcholinesterase activity. The record is from RefSeq and is a predicted model, not a curated record. Lineage: Eukaryota; Metazoa; Chordata; Leptocardii; Amphioxiformes; Branchiostomatidae. The transcript is spliced from 9 exons. Gene Ontology annotation, biological process: choline metabolic process; acetylcholine catabolic process. Bases 13 to 1410 code for a protein of 465 amino acids.
GAUGGCACUGUUAUGGUAUGGAUCCACGGCGGCGCGUUCCAGAUGGGCUCCGGAUCCGGAUAUGACGCCACGGCGCUGGCCGCCGUCGGUGACGUCAUCGUCGUGACCUUCAACUAUCGACUCGGACCUCUCGGGUUCCUCAGCACAGGAGACUCGGUUUCCCCUGGAAACUUCGGAAUGCUGGACCAGGUCGAAGUUCUGACAUGGGUGCAAACAAACAUACGAGCAUUUGGAGGUGAUCCCGACAAGGUGACCAUAUUUGGAGAGAGCGCAGGAGGGGCAAGUGUCGGGAUGCACCUCACCUCCCCGGCCAGUAGGGGGCUCUUCUCAAGGGCUAUCAUGCAGAGUGGCACGGGUUUGACGGACUUUGCGUUCCGGCCUUCAGGAGUGGCAGAUGCCAUGAGCCUGGCGGAGCAGCUAGCCUGCAAUACCUCAAGCAGUCACACGGUGGUGUCUUGCCUACGAGAGGUGGAGGCCCAAGUGCUGGUCAACGCACAGCCACAACAGAUGUUGAAAGCAAAAUGGAUCCCAGUGCUGGACGCAAACUUCCUUCCCAGAAGCCCCCGCGACGCAUUCCAAAAUGGCGACUUCCAGAGAUCCGCCAUCUUGUUGGGAACGGCUUCGGACGAAGGGGCGUUGAUGCUAAUGAUGGAACAGCCAACCUUCCUCUCCAUGCAGAACCCUGGGAUACGCAGAUCGGAUUACGAGUCUAUUGUAGCGAACUGGGCUCGAUACAUGUACGGCGACGCGGCCGACCUUGUGAAAGAAGCGGUGCUGUAUCGCUACACUGAUUGGUCAGAUGACUCGGAGUCAGCCAAUCGGGUGCAGUACAUCCGGCAGACGACUGAUUUCUACUUCGUCUGUCCGACCAAUGAGAUUGCGAGGAUUUACGCGGGAGCGGGAGAGAAUGUUUAUAUGUAUCAGCUGACUCACAGAUCUGGUGCUUCAAACACCCCACCGUGGGUGGGAGUGCGUCAUGCUGAUGAUGUGCAAUAUGUGUUCGGCUUCCCUCUCCUGCCGCCCUACGACCUGCCCCAGUACGAACUGCGGGAUGAGACCCUGGCCGUCAACGUCAUGCGGUUCUGGAGCAACUUCGCGCACACAGGGAACCCGAACCGCAACGCGGACGGUUCGCGUCACGAUGACGUCACAAGAUGGCCGAAGUUCUCGACGAACGGGACGAACAGCUUGGCAUACAAGAAACUGGAACCUGGCCUUCCCAACGGCCGAGCGCUGAGGGCAGAGUUCUGUGCCUUCUGGGACAGAUACAUACCGCAUGUGCUCAACAUCGACUCAGAUUUGAAGAUAUCCACCAGAUGUCGCGAAACAUCAGCAGCCUCGUCAACAACGAUAAGCAGUCGAUUAUUUACAGUUUUGUUUGUUUUAAUGGUUUGUUUAUUAAUGAAUUAGGAGGAAAAUAGUACUGUCCUAAAUUUA